This is a messenger RNA of Gamsiella multidivaricata, 1208 nucleotides long. Its product is annotated as SMAD/FHA domain-containing protein. Gene Ontology annotation, cellular component: nucleus. The transcript has 4 exons. NCBI's taxonomy places the organism in Eukaryota, Fungi, Mortierellomycota, Mortierellomycetes, Mortierellales, Mortierellaceae. The record is from RefSeq and is a predicted model, not a curated record. Gene Ontology annotation, molecular function: mRNA binding; protein binding. The coding region runs from base 118 to 1182 and encodes 354 amino acids.
CCUUACUUCACGUACAGUGCAACACUCCAACUGGAUGCAGUGCUCCCCCUCUUCAAACUGCCACCAGCAUCCACCCCCAUCACCACGCGAUCGAAGCAAACUCUUCAAUUUCAUCACAUGUCCGACUCGGCAGCACCAGGAACAACCCAUCCCAAGGAUGAUGUAAAGUCGAUGGACAUCGAUCCAGCACGGCGCAAGCGCUCGCCUUCACGGUCUCGGUCGCGAUCACGAUCACCUUAUCGUCCCCGAAAAGACUCUGACUUUAGAAGAUGUUCCAGGUCGCCUAGACGCAGUACCAGAUCUCAGUCCCGAUCACGAUCACCCAGACAACGUCGCUCGCCGUCACGCUCCAGGUCUCCUGCGCCCCGAGACCGAGAUCGAGGACACUUCCGCAGAUCAUACUCCCGCUCGCGCUCAAGAUCGCCUCGUAGACGAGACGAUAGAGAUCGAGAUCGAGGGAGCUACAGCCGCGGACAGGAUAAUCAAGGAGGAGACCGCGGCGGCAGAGGAGGUGGGCACAACGGCGGUCAUGGCGGUCGUGGCGGUCGCGGGGGUGGCCGUGGAGGCCGUGGCGGUGGACCCAAGCACGAAUCAACCUUUCGUGGCGGCAGCGGUAAACCAGGAGGGCCAGAGGUAUGGGGCGCACAGAUACAGGCAGAAGAAGAGGCUGAGAGCGCCAAGAAGCCUAAGAUUGCAGAGGAGGACAAGGAGAAGCCGAACUUUGGACUAUCGGGCGCACUGGCAGCAGAGACAAACACGACGGCGAACGGGACAUUAUUGAAGUAUAACGAACCGCCAGAGGCCAGGAAACCGAAGCAGCGAUGGAGGCUAUAUGUGUUCAAGGGCGAUAAAGAGAUUGAUCUGCUUCAUAUCCAUCGACAGAGCGCAUUCUUAUUUGGACGCGAUCGUAAUGUCGUCGAUAUCCCUAUUGACCAUCCCUCCUGCUCCAAACAACACGCUGUCAUCCAAUUCCGCCAGAUCGUGGAAACAGAUGCUCUUGGCCAGGCCUCCAGGAGGACAAAGCCUUUCAUCAUCGACUUGGAGUCUGCAAACGGGACAUUCGUGAAUGGAACGCAGAUCCCACCAACGCGGUACUACGAGCUCAAGCUGUCGGAUGUGAUCAAGUUUGGCGCCAGUACUCGUGAGUUCGUGCUCUUGCACGAUAGUGCCGAUGCAGCAUAGGCGAGGACGGUUUUAGAAAAAAAAAA